Molecule: messenger RNA, 3835 nt
Organism: Linum trigynum
Lineage: Eukaryota; Viridiplantae; Streptophyta; Magnoliopsida; Malpighiales; Linaceae
Source: the annotation of a GenBank genome assembly
GCGCUCUGAUGAUAUUCACUGAAUUCUUUCACUCACUCACUUGGGCCCAAAAAAAAAACAUGGUUGCCGCUGCAGCUUGGCGGCUGUUCUUAUUCUUCCUCGUCACUGCCUAUAAUCUGGAGUGUACAGAGAGUGCCAACAGAUUUCACCCAGCUGUCAAGUUGUUCAGGAAGACAAAUGGAAAGGUUGUGAUGGACAAUGGCAUCGUUCGAAUAACGUUCCUGCGACCAGCCGGUGACGUUACCGAGAUUCAAUACAAUGGAGUUGAGAAUGUGCUUGAAACCCAUAAUGGAGAAUGUAACAGAGCGUACUGGGACGUAGUCUGGAAUAGACCAGGGGAGCAUAUUCGACUUGACAGAUUGAGAGGGACUAAGUUUAGUAUCGUAGGGAAGGACAAAAACCAGAUAGAAAUUUCCUUCUCCAGAAAAUGGCAGCACUCCGCCUGGAACUCCACAGUUCCCUUAAACGUCGACAAAAGGUACAUCCUCCGUCGUGGCAGUGCCGGAUUUUACACCUAUACCAUACUAGAAAGACCAGAAGGAUGGCCGGAUUUCGAAAUGGACCAAGUCAGGAUAGUUCUGAAGCCUGAUAGUGAGAUGUUUCAUUUCAUGGCGAUAUCGAAUAAGAUUCAGCGGGUUAUGCCCACAGCAGAAGAUCGCAAGCUUGGCAGGCAGUUGGCGUACUCUGAAGCGGUUCUCCUGACACAUCCCGGCAACCCAGCACUCAAAGGAGAGGUUGAUGAUAAGUACGAAUACUCGAUCGAGAAUAGAGACGACAAGGUCCAUGGCUGGAUGUCAAAGAAGCUGGGAGUUGGAAUGUGGGUGAUUAGCCCAAGUGAUGAAUAUGUUGCUGGAGGGCCUCUGAAGCAGGACCUCACUUCUCACGUUGGUCCAAUUCUACUCUCUAUGUUCACUAGCACUCACUAUACCGGAAAGGAUUUGAACACCCGGUAUCGAGAUGGGAAGCCUUGGAGGAAGGUUUACGGUCCUGUGUUUGUCUAUCUCAACUCUGUUUCAGGGCGACCUAGAAGAAGUUACAGAAAGCUCUGGCGGGACGCCAAAUCUCAAAUGAAGAAAGAAGUCAGAAAAUGGCCGUAUGGUUUUCUGCAAUCGGAGCACUUCCCUUGUGCAGAUCAAAGGGGAAGUGUUGCAGGUCAAUUGCUAGUCGGCGACAAGUAUGUCAACCAGACGUUGAUGACAGCCAACAAUGCUUAUGUGGGGCUAGCAGCACCAGGAAAAGCCGGAUCCUGGCAGACUGACGCCAAGGGCUACCAGUUCUGGACUCGAGCAAACGAAGAAGGUUAUUUCCUGAUAAAAAAUGUUAGGCCAGGAAACUAUAACCUAUAUGCCUUUGUUCCUGGCAUCAUCGGUGAUUACAAGUUUGAAGCUAAUAUCACCAUCAAACCAGGAUCGGAGACCGACUUGGGUGCAAUUGUGUACCACCCACCAAGAAAUGGUCCUACUCUUUGGGAAAUUGGGGUUCCUGACAGAACAGCUUCAGAAUUCUUCGUCCCUGAUCCUAAACCCUUCCUCACCAACAAGUUGUACACACAUAUUUUGUCCGACAAGUUCAGACAAUAUGGAUUGUGGGAUAGGUACACAGAACUGUACCCACACCACGAUCUGGUUUACAGAAUCGGCAGUAGCAAAUGCCAUGAGGAUUGGUUCUUCGCUCACGUUCCGAGGAAAACUGGGAACAAGACAUAUACAGCGGCAACCUGGCAGAUCGUUUUCAAACUGAGGAAACCGAGCUUCGCUGGAAACUACACUCUGCAUCUGGCGCUUGCAUCUGCCCAUGCCUCUGAACUACAGGUUCAUUUCAACGAUAAGAGUGUGAAGAAGCCGCAUUUCUCAACUGGGUUGAUCGGGAAGGACAAUGCCGUUGCCAGACAUGGAAUUCAUGGGCUGUACAGGCUGUACAGCAUUCCUGUACCGCGACAGCUUCUCAGGAGAGGGAGCAAUAGGAUAUAUCUGACUCAGUCGCGAAGUAACGACGCUUUCAGGGGAAUCAUGUAUGAUUAUGUUCGUUUCGAAGGGCCUCGUGAAUUGCUAGUAGAUAGAGAGGGAUGAUGACAGGAACAUGCUUCAAAGUAUAUGCAUUAAGUAUACUAACACCCUCGCGCCCAUUGGCAUUAGUGUUAUGUAGUCCAUCAGUUAAUUUAACCAAAUGCUAUUUUUAUAGGAAUUGAAACUUUUUAAUGUUUCGAAGAACAACAUGAAAAAUAAACAUGCAAUUAAGUGAUUUGCUUAGAUCAGAAAGAGGGAAAGAUGGAAAAGGAAGGAAGAAAGAUGCAGGAAGACGAAAUGAAAACUCAGACACAAUAGCAAUUAGCAAGACUAUUCCGUAUCUGGCUUCGUUGUAAAUGUUUCAUACGAAUGCGCUUGAAACCUUCAAAGCCCAAAACUACUCUACUAAAACAAAUAAACCAGAUUUAAGGCAAGAAGUGAUGGGCUAAGUCACACAGCCCAACCAAAUCGAUUUAAAUGAAUAGACCCAAAGAUGGGAUUUAGACGUUGUAAAACUUGAUAAACGUGAAAAGUAGAAGACACUUUGAUUUACGAUGGUUUGUGUCGAUCGGUGUGAUCGAUAUUACUCCAUGGAAAACUAUUUCAAGUUUUAUUAUACUGCAGUUCUUAGUGCUGCAGCUCUUGCUUUGCUACUGUUACUAAAACCCUUAUAUAUACACCGUUUGGGACCGGAUCGAAAACCGGAGAAAGACCGGAUAAAAGAGUCCAACACCCAAAACUUAACUAACUACUCACCCUUUGAGUCCUCAGGCCACUCAAAUCCUCACAAGAUCAAUCUAAAAUCAAGACCUAAUUGGGACCGGAUUGGAUCAAGACUUAGACUGUAUCCAGUCCAAUUUUUGGUCCUUAUAUUCCCGAAAAGACCGGACGGGGACCGGAUCAAUUUGGGCCAAUUUAACCGGAUCGGACCGUAUAACCACCCCUAUGAAUGGGAAUGAAAAUGGAAGGAGCCAAGAGAUCUUGAAAUACCAUAUUAGUUAUAUAUGGCAAGGAGGUCUUGGAUUAGGUCAAUUGAUUUGAUUAAAUCUUUUGGUAAUUGUUCAAAUUGGUUUGGGUAACCAAACCGAUUUGAACAUAAUCGAAGUGGCGAUUGGAGUGAACCAACAAGUCGAACUACAUGGGCCAAACCGAUGCAAUGGUUCAUAAUUUUAAAAUAAACCGAUGUGUUGUUUGGGGGUGUAAGCUAUAGGUGUCAAAACAUAGCCCGACCCGAUUAACCCGCCCGAUCAACCCGACCCACAACCCGACCGCAACCCGAAUUGACUAAAAGUCAACAACCCGAAACCCGCCCGACCCGAAACCCGAUUGACCCGCAACCCGACUAACCCGCAACCCGACUGACCCGCAACCCGAUUAACCCGAACCCGAUUGACCCGCAACCCGACUGACCCGCCACCCGAUUAACCCGAACCCGAUUGACCCGAACUCGACUAACCCGUAACCCGACCGACUCAACCCGAACUUCACUUAGUCCACUUAAAUAAUUAUUAUAAUAUACAAUACAUAGUUUUUCAAAAUAAAGUUUUCAUUCUAAACUUAGGUAAAAUUAUUUUUUCAUUUUAUAUAGGGAAUUUAAAAAAUAUGAAACUCACUUGAUAUUAUGUAUUUUAAGAAAAUUACAAAAAUUGAAACAUGAAGGUUACUUGAACACUAAGUUCUUUAAUAAAAUUUAAAAAGUAAAUAUAAAAUCAACAUAAUGUCAAUAUUAAUGAUGAAGAAGUAAUAAUUGAGAUCAUGAACAAUAUUAAUAUAAUAUAUAAAUUAAAAUUUUGGUUAAUUCAACUAUUCAAUAAAAUUAUCAAUUAAAU